AUGCUUACAAAUGAGCUCAAAAAUCGAACAGACCAAGCAGAAAUUGUCUAUUUCAAGCAUCCAACCACUCAUUACAUUCAUCGUCCACUUUGGAUGCUCUAUUGGCGAAUGCUCAUUCAUACUCCAAACAAUUCACUGGUUUCAGCAUUCUCACUAUGGACUGACACGCAUAAGAACUCCAAACGGCAACAGUGUGGUAUCACUGUAGCUGGAGGAAAUCGACAAGGCAAUGGAAUCAAUCAACUCUCAAACCCAUGUGGUUUGUAUGUUGAUAAUGGUCAAACAAUCUAUGUUGCUGAAUGGUCGAAUCAUCGUAUUAUGGAAUGGAAACGAGGUGCAACAAGUGGCCAAGUGGUUGCCGGUGGAAAUGGACAAGGAAGUGGAGAUCAUCAAUUGGAUAACCCACAAGAUGUGAUUAUCGACAAAGAGAGAGAUAGUCUCAUCAUAUGCGAUUAUUCGAAUAGAAGAGUGGUUCGAUGGCCUCGUCGAAAUGGGACAAGUGGAGAAACAAUCAUCUCCAACAUCUCUUGUUGGGGUUUGACAAUGGACGAGAAUGGAUCUCUCUAUGUCACUGCCUAUGGAAAAGAUGAAGUGAGACGAUAUCGAAGAGGAGAAUCUCAAGGAACAGUGGUUGCAGGUGGCAAUGGAUAUGGAAAUCGUCUCGAUCAACUCUCUUGCCCACAAUACGUAUUCGUCGAUCGAGAUCAUUCAGUGUACGUAUCUGAAUGGGGAAAUGAUCGUGUGAUGAAAUGGAUGGAAGGUGCAAAACAAGGCAUUGUCGUGGCUGGUGGUCAAGGAAAAGGAAAUGAUCUUACACAAUUGUCAUAUCCUCAAGGAGUCGUUGUCGAUCAAUUGGGCACUGUCUAUGUGGCUGAUCGAU
Molecule: messenger RNA, 880 nt
Organism: Rotaria sp. Silwood1
Lineage: Eukaryota; Metazoa; Rotifera; Eurotatoria; Philodinida; Philodinidae
Source: the annotation of a GenBank genome assembly